AUGGCGGGGAGAGAGCAGCGCGCGGUGGUGCUCCUCCCGGUGCGCGCGCUCGACGGCCGCACCACGACCGUCCGCCUCCCCGCCGCGGCCUCCGUGCGGGACCUCAAGGCGGCGCUGCGGGCCUCCUUCCCGCCCGCGCAGGCCGCCUCGGCCUUCCACCUCUUCCUCCGCGGCGGAAAGCUCCUCCUCGACGCCAAGCUCGCCGGCCUGUCCCUCGCCCUGGGGGAGUUCGUCUCCCUCAUCCCCUUUGCCGCCAGGCCCGCGCCGCCGCCCGUGUUCGCCUCGGACAAAAAGAGGAAGUUCUUUGCGUCCUCUUGGCACGGAGAGGAUGUCUAUGCCAAGAUCGCCGGGGUGGCCAGCAGCAACCCUGCCUCAUCGUCCUUCUACUGCCACGGCGAGCAGCCGCUGGGCCCUGCGCCGAUGGUGGACCACCUCAAGCAAGGGCUCGGGAAGCACGGCCAGGUCAGGCAUGUCCAGGAGAUCCCCGGCAGGGAGGCGUCCUUCUCCCCGCUCCCUCCUCAUCUCUCGCAGCCCACGAGGGACGCGCUCAACGCCAUCGGAGUCACGAGGCUGUACAGCCACCAGGCUGAGGCCAUCGAGGCCGCCGUCUCCGGCAAGCACGUCGUCGUCUCGACCUCCACGUCCAGCGGCAAGUCCCUGUGCUACAACGUCCCCGUGCUCGAGUCCGUCUCGAGCCCGAGUUCGACGUCGUGCGCGCUCUACAUCUUCCCGACCAAGGCGCUCGCGCAGGACCAGCUCAAGACUCUGCUCGAGAUGACCAAGGGGCAGCAGUGCGAUUUGGAUGUCAGCAUCUACGACGGCGACACUCCGAUGAAAGACCGUGCAAAGGUCAGGGACGGCGCGCGGCUGCUCAUCACCAACCCGGACAUGCUGCACAUGUCCAUCCUGCCGUGCCACGCGCAGUUCAGGAGAAUUCUGUCCAAUCUCGAGUACGUUGUCAUCGACGAGGCGCAUUCGUACAAGGGCGCCUUCGGCUGCCACACCGCGCUGAUCCUGAGGAGGCUGAAGCGCAUCUGCGCAGAUGUCUAUGGCAGCCAUCCCAAGUUCAUAUUCUGCACCGCGACAUUGGCGAACCCCCGGGAGCACGUCAUGGAGCUGGCCAAGCUCGACGACGUCGAGCUCGUCCAGAACGAUGGGAGUCCUUGCGGCUCCAAGUACUUCCUCCUGUGGAACCCGGCGGUGGCCAGGGCGCAGGAGAGGCGCCCGAGCCCGAUACAGGAGGUCUCCUACCUGCUCGCCGAGAUGGUCCAGCACGGGCUCCGCUGCAUCGCGUUCUGCAAGACGAAGAAGCUCUGCGAGAUGGUGCUCGCGCGUACGCGCGAGAUCCUCGAGGAGACGUCGGUGGAGCUCGCGGAUUCCAUCUGCGUGUACCGUGGUGGCUAUGUCGCAGAGGAUCGGAGGAAGAUCGAGGCUGACCUCUUUGGGGGAAAACUUCGCGGCGUGGCGGCGACGAAUGCUCUUGAGCUUGGGAUCGAUGUCGGCCACAUCGAUGCGACAUUGCAUCUCGGGUUCCCCGGAAGCAUUGCCAGCUUCUGGCAGCAGGCAGGGCGAUCUGGACGGAGAUCGAAGCAAUCAAUUGCUGUUUAUGUUGGCUUUGAGGGUGCUCUGGAUCAGUACUUCAUGAACUUCCCACAGAAGCUCUUUGGUAAGCCGGUUGAGCGUUGCCAGGUCGAUUCCCAGAAUCAGAAGGUCCUGGGGCAGCAUCUUGCCUGUGCUGCUUUCGAAAAGCCGUUACAUCCGGAGCACGAUGAGAGAUACUUUGGUUCUGGUAUGAACAGUGCGAUGGUGACACUGAAAGACAAAGGAUGUCUGAUGAACAAUCAGGCUGAAGAUUCAGGCGUGUGGAAAUAUGUUGGAUCUGACAAGAGCCCUUCGCGUACGGUGAGCAUACGAGCAAUAGAACAUGAUCGGUACAAGGUGAUUGACAAGCAAGGUUAUCGAGUGCUAGAGGAGAUCGAGGAAAGCAAGGCUUUCUUUCAGGUGUAUGAAGGUGCUGUUUACAUGCAUCAAGGCUGCAGCUAUUUAAUUGAGAGGCUUGAUCACUCCUCAAGGACAGCUUACUGUAGAGUAGCUGAUCUCAAGUACUACACUAAAAUUCGAGACCACACCGAGAUCAGUGUCCUUGAAGGUGAUAUUGCUUUGCUUCCUACAAGCGCGUCAUCUAAAACUGACAUGAUCAGGACAACUGCUCAAGCAAACGAUUGCAAGGUGACGACCAAAUGGGUCUGCUUUGACCGGAUUUGGAAAUCGAACAACCUGUUCUCUGACAGCAUUAAGCUUGACUUGCCUCCAUACUCCUUCGACACUCAAGCUGCUUGGGUUAGUGUUCCCAAAUCGACAAGGGCAGCCAUCGAGCAAAGGAAAUUGGGAUUUCAAGGUGGUGUUCAUGCUGCGUCGCAUGCUCUUCUAAGUAUAGUACCUUUGCAUAUGAUGUGCAGUACUUCUGAUCUCGGGACACAGUGUGCAGACCCUCAACAAACAUCUGAAACUCCUGACAGAAUUCUGAUCUAUGAUAAACACCCCGGUGGCAUCGGCUUGGCAUCACAGGUCAAGCUGCUCUUUGGGGAGCUGCUGGUUGCCGCUUUACAACUUAUUUCAGCAUGCGGCUGUACCAACUUGGAUGGUUGCCCAAAUUGCAUCCAGUCAUUUGCAUGUGGCGCAUAUAACAAGAAUCUGGAUAAGGCGGCGGCAGUUUUGAUUCUCAAAGGAGUAAUUGAAAACGAAACGUUGCCUGUUUAUGGCAAAGAUGGUUCUCAGCAGAACUGA
Panicum virgatum (switchgrass) is the source of this 2787-nucleotide messenger RNA. RefSeq lists its product as uncharacterized. Bases 1 to 2787 code for a protein of 928 amino acids. The transcript has a single exon. Gene Ontology annotation, molecular function: ATP binding; nucleic acid binding. The record is from RefSeq and is a predicted model, not a curated record. Lineage: Eukaryota; Viridiplantae; Streptophyta; Magnoliopsida; Poales; Poaceae.